AUGAGACCCUCUGUCCUGUCCGUGCUGCUGGCCGUGGCGCUCCUCUCCGAGUGCUUCCCACCAUCCGGCUCCACCCCGCUGAGCAAGGCCGAGGACUCCGGCCUGGAGCCAGAUGCACUGCUCGCCGACGAUCCAUCCGAAGACCUUGCCCACCUGGGGAGCACCAGGAUCAUCGUGGUGGGCGACGCGGGGCUCUGGAGGGGCAUGAGGGGUCUGGACAGACUGCCGCUGUACAGGCAGAGUGUCCUGGAGCGCAGGGAGGGGAAGGAUGCCCAGGACACCGGCGUCUCCGUCUACAGGAGGGACACCAUGAGGUGCAUGGUGGGGAGGGUGUACCGGCCAUGCUGGGAGGCCUAGAGAGAUCUCUGUGCCUGCUGCCUUCCAGGCCUCCACCCUGGACCCUCCACCCAGGACCCUCCA
Hypomesus transpacificus is the source of this 420-nucleotide messenger RNA. RefSeq names its product pro-melanin-concentrating hormone, like (gene pmchl). Gene Ontology annotation, biological process: behavior; chemical synaptic transmission. The transcript has a single exon. The record is from RefSeq and is a predicted model, not a curated record. Bases 1 to 357 code for a protein of 118 amino acids. Lineage: Eukaryota; Metazoa; Chordata; Actinopteri; Osmeriformes; Osmeridae. Gene Ontology annotation, molecular function: type 1 melanin-concentrating hormone receptor binding; melanin-concentrating hormone activity.